AUGAGCUCUACCAACUUCGCCGCCGCACAAGAGCGAGUUCUUGAACGUCGCCGUCAACGAGAAGCCGAAGCGCGCACCCGCCAUGCAGCCCAACAGCGGGCGGCUCCGAUCAGCCCAGCUACCGUCCAGCGUCUUCCAUACCCGUUAAACAGAUUGCCGAGCUCUGGAUGGCGGAUAUGGAAUACUGUCAAUGGGCGAGAUGGCACAAAACCUGCGUUCCGAGUGGGACAGGUUGAUGCCGAAUUGUUGGAUGAGGAGCUGCUAGGCUUGAUGAAAGGCCAAGUCGGGGAUGCCCUCAAAUACUUCGGGUCUUCGAUAUCUGAAGAUUGGUCGCACGAGAUCCAGUUCGCAUUGCGCGCCAUUCUUUUUAAGCUAUCUAUAUGGGACCACAAUGCGUCAUAUGGUGCAGCUCUGCAGGGCCUUCAGUAUACCGACAGUCGCAGCAAGGGUCCAGUGUACUCGUCUCCAACGAAAUUGCAGAAGAGCAUUUAUGGCCUAUUGACGGUUGGAGGGCGAUAUGCCUGGGGCAAGUGGGAGGGUUGGUUGAUCGGACAAGAAGGUGGUUACGAUGAGCCAUCGCAAGAUAUCCGCAUGCUGUCCAGACUAACGGACUUAAUCUCCACCUCGCACUCGAUUGCCGCCUUUGUCUCUUUCCUUGUGUUCCUCGUGAACGGCCGAUACCGCACCUUGGUUGAUCGCAUCCUCCGCAUUCGCCUUACUCCACCAUCUGCACAAGCUAGUCGGGAGGUCUCAUUUGAAUACCUGAACCGGCAACUUGUGUGGCAUGCGUUUACCGAAUUCCUCCUAUUCCUUCUCCCUCUUGUUGGAAUCAGUCGCUGGCGGCGGUGGAUUUCUCGCGCUUGGCGCAAGAUGAUGUCGUCUGUCAAGUCGAGCGGUGAUGAUGAUGAGCCUUCUGAAAAGCAAGGGGAGCUGGCCUUCCUCCUGGAACGGACUUGCGCGAUCUGCUACCGUGACCAGAACCCAACCACCACCACUGAAUCAGAUGUCAUGGCAGCCUCCACAUCAGGUGGCAUCGCUGGAUCUGCGCAGACGGACAUCACGAAUCCAUAUGAGACGGUCCCUUGUGGCUGUAUAUACUGUUUUGUAUGCAUUGUGCAGAAACUCGAAGGCGAAGAAGGCCAAGGAUGGGUUUGUCUCCGUUGUGGUGAGAUCGUCAAGAAGUGUCAGCCGUGGAAUGGCGAUGUUCUUGAGGAGGCCCGCUCCCAGCCUGGCUCAGGAAAGAUUGUCGGGUUCGCCAUCGACGGAGAGCAAAAUGAGGCUCGUGAAAUCGAUCCCGCUCAAGUGAGUUCCGAGAAGUCCAGCCCGCUAGAGGAGAUCACUGCCGAUGAGUCCCUUCAGCACUCAAACCAAUGGUCUACCAUUGAGAAGGAAGAUGGCGAAGGCUCGGAAACAAACGGGGAUACCAAAUCGGCGUCGUCAUAA
Penicillium nucicola is the source of this 1443-nucleotide messenger RNA. RefSeq names its product pex2/pex10/pex12 family protein. NCBI's taxonomy places the organism in Eukaryota, Fungi, Ascomycota, Eurotiomycetes, Eurotiales, Aspergillaceae. The coding region runs from base 1 to 1443 and encodes 480 amino acids. Gene Ontology annotation, biological process: protein import into peroxisome matrix. Gene Ontology annotation, molecular function: zinc ion binding. Gene Ontology annotation, cellular component: peroxisomal membrane. The record is from RefSeq and is a predicted model, not a curated record. The transcript has 3 exons.